AUGGAAGCCAUCCACGAUUUGGUUGAAGCAAUUACUUCUAACGUGGAUCAACAGUACCAGAAUGAUGUGCAGCUCGUUGCCCCAGCGGCAAAUGAUAUGGAAAGAUUCGAAGCGCAGCGGCAACAGAUUCAGGAGGCAUUGAAUCGACAGACUUAUCAUCAGUUCCGGGCUUACGCUCAGCAGCAGUUUGUUGGCGAUCCUAUACAGUGUCCGGCUAUCAGCGCAUUCCGUUGCCUUGACGACGCUUUUCAGAGCUCCUCUAUUGUAUAUUCUCGCAAAAAACAUCUGGCUCUUUCAUUUACAGGUGUCUCAUGCUUGUUAGCUGCCUGA
Messenger RNA from Gongylonema pulchrum, 330 nucleotides. Lineage: Eukaryota; Metazoa; Nematoda; Chromadorea; Rhabditida; Gongylonematidae. The record is from the annotation of a GenBank genome assembly.